Messenger RNA from Carassius gibelio (silver crucian carp), 2165 nucleotides. Its product is annotated as fibronectin type III domain-containing protein 3B-like. The record is from RefSeq and is a predicted model, not a curated record. Gene Ontology annotation, cellular component: membrane. The coding region runs from base 39 to 2165 and encodes 708 amino acids. NCBI's taxonomy places the organism in Eukaryota, Metazoa, Chordata, Actinopteri, Cypriniformes, Cyprinidae. Gene Ontology annotation, molecular function: protein binding. The transcript is spliced from 18 exons.
CUUUUCUUUUUUCUGCCUCAGGGCCCGCUGAAGUUCCCAUGAUGUCACCAAACGGCUCCAUUCCACCAAUCCAUGUUCCUCCUGGCUACAUCUCCCAGGUUCUUGAGGACAACACCGGCGUGAGGAGGGUUGUGGUCACACCUCAUUCUGAAUGUUACCCUCCGAGUUACUCUCCGGCUCUGUCCCCGAGCCACCACAUUCACCAUCCGUAUCUGACGCACCCACACUUUAUUCCAACCUCACAUACGUCAUACUACCCCCCGGUCAGCCCCGGUGACAUGCCCCCGCACCAGUUCUAUCAGCAUCGACUGCCACCCAUCUACCCAGAAGAGAUCAUCCCGCUGUAUAACGUCUCCUCUUUCAUGGGUCAUGAGGAGUACUGUAAACCUCCACCCAAGAAGCUCAAACAGCCGGUGGAGCGUACGGGUCUAAGUCAGGUGACCAGCUCGCUGUCCAGCAGCUACAAGAACACCACGACCUGCACCACCACAGCUAGCGGCUACAGCAAGAGCCACAGCAGCCCUGGAGGAGGAGGAGGAGGAAGCCCCGGCAGCAAGAGGCCAGAUCGAAGAGCCAGAGGAAGCCCCAAACACUCAGACACCGAGCCACAGGAUCUCGAUGUGAACACGAGACGAGUUCAGGCUGUGCCAUCAGGACUGGACAAGCCGCAGGUGUCUAAGGUGCAGUCCCGCUCCGCGCUUGUGUCAUGGACGUCUGUUUCUGUUUUGGGAUCAUCUGGACGGGUCCCUUCCUGUAGUUACGAGCUCCAGCUCAAGGACAACGGCCGAGAUGGGAAAUACAAGGUUGUGUAUAGUGGUGAGGAGCUCCAGUACACCCUCACUGACCUGAGACCAGCCACAGACUAUCAUGUCAGAGUAAGCACAGUGUGUAACUCUGUGAAAGGUCCCAGUUCGGAUGCGAGGGCCUUCACUACCCACGGUGCCCCUCCUGAUACCCCUCUACCACCCAGACUGUCCCAUCGCACCAAGAGCUCCCUCACAUUACAGUGGAAGCCCCCUGCGGACAAUGGCUCAAAAAUCACCAAUUAUGUUCUAGAAUGGGAUGAGGGAAAGAAAAACAGCAUUUUCCGUGAAUAUUAUGUUGGACACCAGCGACACUGCAAAGUAAUGGGGUUGUGUCCUGCUGUCGGGUACACGUUUCGAGUGGCAGCACUAAAUGAUAUUGGCGCAAGUGGAUUCAGCACAGAAGUCGUCUUCAACACCACCGGAAGUCUCCCGCAGACGUCCUUACCUCCGCGGCUGGCACAGGCAGGUCCUUCCUGGGUUAUGUUGGAGUGGACGCGCCCGAACAGCUGCAGUGUUGAGGAGGUCGUCACUUACACCCUGGAGAUGCAGGAUGAGAGCAAGGGACUGGACUUUCAGACGGUGUACAGCGGUUUGGAGCUGAACCGUAAGGUGGAGACCCUAAAAAGGAACGCACAGUACAAAUUCAGGCCUGGGAAGAAUCGUGGAGGUGUGCCAAGCCUUUCCCCCAACCAUCAAUCAUUCAGGCCUGUGAGGCUGAGAACCUCUCAAAAUGUCACUCUACGGGGCAGCUAUCACUGCAGAGAGGGCCGGGAGAUCAAUGUGAGUCAGCUGUGCGACUUCAAACCUGACUGUCCACAAGGGGACGAUGAGGGGGAACAUUGCCGUCGUUUCCUGAAUGGCAGCUAUUGCUCGUUCGGAAGAGAGGAUUGCGGCUGGCAGCUGGUUCCAGGAAGGGGACCGCAAUGGAGGGCCCAUCCGUCCAUUCCCCAAAGCCUCAGAAGCAGCUGUCCAUCACCAGGGGCCUUGCUGGCCAUUGACAGUCAGCCCAAAGGUCAGCGAGGAUCAGCCCAGGUGCGAAGCCCGUUUUUCUUCUAUCCCCUCCGGAACGCCCCUUGCAUGGUCAAGUUCUGGGUGUGUGGAUCUUCAAAUGGAGUGCUAUCACUCUGGAUUAUAGAGAACAGCACAGGUCCUGAGGGUCAGAGGAGUCUCUGGAACUCAACAAGCGAAGCUAAUAUGGGAAAAGGGUGGAAACUCAUUGCCCUACCACUCUUCGGUUUGGUGGAUCUGUUCUACCUGAAGUUCAUUGCUGAUAUUUCCUCUAGUGCAGGAGUUGCAUUUGCUGUGGAUAACUUCACUCUGAGCAUGGAAUGUUUCCUUGAAAUUCCAGGAGAAUUUUAA